AUUUGAAAAAAAAAAAAACAACCCCAAUUCCGGAAAAUUUUCAGAAAACACCUACCACCACGCUUGGUGGAAAAUACGAAAAACCCCACCACACUGGCUCGCAUGCCGAUCGCACAAAAUACUCCCUCGCGAACUGAAAUCUCACACAUAGUCCCCCACAACUCUCGUGGCCCGCAUGGUUUGAAAAACCGCAAAAUCACCCCAUGGAAGCCCCGAUGUCUCUUCACUUAUCUAAAACCCCUAAACCAAAGCCCUCUCUGUCUGUCUCGUCUAGCAACAAUGGCUUCGUUUUCAAUGGGAAUGGCCGCUGCCUUUUUCUCCUCCACUUGUCGCCAACAAACGAUCUUCCUUUCCAAACUCCCAACCACCCUCCUUUCCCUUCCAUUUAAACCUCAAACACGGAGAUUUUCUUUCAAAACAACGCCGUCUUCUUUUCAGUCCAAAUUCAUUGCUGUCAACUUCACCAAACUCAGCCGUAGGUUUUCCGUCGCUGCGAAUGCUACGACGGCAGCUGAUGAAUCUGACGUUGCCACGAAAAUUCCACCCGAUAAUAGAAUCCCUGCCACAAUUAUUACCGGUUUUUUAGGUUCCGGCAAGACGACAUUGCUCAAUCAUAUCAUGACAGCAAAUCAUGGGAAGCGCAUAGCCAUUAUUGAGAAUGAGUUUGGUGAAGUGGACAUUGAUGGUUCACUAGUUGCAGCCAAAACUACUGGGGCUGAGGACAUAGUUAUGCUUAACAAUGGCUGUUUGUGUUGCACAGUAAGGGGAGAUCUGGUGAGGAUGAUUUCUGAAUUAGUCAGUAAAAAGAAGGGGAAAUUUGACCAUAUUGUGAUCGAAACUACAGGAUUAGCAAACCCAGCGCCAAUCAUUCAGACAUUUUAUGCUGAGGAUUCUAUUUUUAAUGAAGUAAAGCUGGAUGGUGUUGUCACAUUGGUUGAUGCUAAACAUGCGGGUUUUCAUUUGGAUGAGGUUAAGCCAAAAGGAGUUGUCAAUGAGGCAAUAGAACAAAUUGCUUAUGCUGAUCGUGUCAUAGUAAAUAAGAUUGAUCUUGUUAGUGAGCCAGAGAUUGCUUCAUUGGUGGACCGAAUAAAGCACAUAAAUAGGAUGGCUUAUAUGAAGCGAACAGAGUUUGGAAAAGUUGACUUAGAUUAUGUUCUUGGAAUUGGAGGUUUUGAUUUGGAGAGAAUUGAGAGUGCUGUAGAUGCAAAGGAAGAUCAUGCUGGUCACCAUGACCAUGACCAUCAUCAUGAUCAUGACCAUCACGAACAUGACCACAAGCAUGAGCAUCAUGAUGGUCACCAUUCACACGAUCCCGGUGUCUCUUCUCUCAGCAUAGUUUGUGAAGGGAACCUAGAUCUGGAGAAGGCUAACAUGUGGCUUGGUACUUUAUUGUUAGAACGUAGUGAAGACAUAUAUCGAAUGAAAGGCCUCCUGUCCGUUCAAGGAAUGGAUGAAAGAUUUGUCUUUCAGGGUGUUCAUGACAUAUUUCAAGGCUCUCCUGAUCGGCCAUGGGGUCGAGAUGAACCGAGAAUAAAUAAGAUUGUGUUCAUUGGGAAGAAAUUGGAUGCAAAGGAAAUAGAGAAGGGGUUUAAAGCCUGUUUACUAUGAUCACCAAAACAAUCUAAUAUAUUGUCCUGACUCUUGACCGUAAAAAUGGAUUUUUGUGUGUAUGUAUUUAUGUAUGUUGGUUGUCAAUCCUAAAAUUUAAAGAAAAUAUGUAUAUUUGACCCAAGUUAAAAAUUCGGCAAUCACGAAAUUGGAUUGAAAUAAACUUUUUACCAAA
Molecule: messenger RNA, 1783 nt
Organism: Mangifera indica (mango)
Lineage: Eukaryota; Viridiplantae; Streptophyta; Magnoliopsida; Sapindales; Anacardiaceae
Product: P-loop guanosine triphosphatase YjiA-like
Exons: 10
Coding region: 103-1608 (501 amino acids)
Cellular component (GO): cytoplasm
Source: RefSeq, a predicted model, not a curated record